This is a messenger RNA of Stylophora pistillata, 5031 nucleotides long. RefSeq lists its product as uncharacterized. The record is from RefSeq and is a predicted model, not a curated record. Gene Ontology annotation, molecular function: serine-type endopeptidase inhibitor activity. Lineage: Eukaryota; Metazoa; Cnidaria; Anthozoa; Scleractinia; Pocilloporidae. Gene Ontology annotation, cellular component: extracellular matrix.
AGUUUUCAUACCAGACCAGGAGAGAUUUCUUUUUUUCUCUGGUAUAUAUAGUCAAGUUAAAGACGGUAGUAAAGGUGGUCAUUUAUCAUAAUGUACCGAAGAAUAAAACUAAAGCUGAGCUCUUCGGCGUUACAAAUAGUUCUUCUCGCUGCGUUGCUUCAAGAAGGGCUACAAACAGCCAGUGCAUUUGGGUAUAAUUUCGAAAAGACAUUUGAAACAGAAGUCGACAGCCUUGUACAACUGGAAAAUCAACGAUCUUUAAGAAGCCUGAAGGAUGCUUCAUCGCUACUAGAACCAGAACAUGCACCGUCACUGGCACCAGAUUCAGGAGCAAACAAGGUGUUUUUGCUGGAAGCUAUCGACAAUAUCCUGCGGAAACGUGGUUAUUCGGCUAAUACCGACGAAUGCUUUAGAUACCUGGUGCAACUACACCAGAGUUGUGACGAUAACAACUCGCUUCAUAAUAAAAGAGAAUGCGUCACCAUGUGUAUACCAAGACUAACAGGGGGUCUUUGUUACAAACUCUGGGAGCCGGAGGAAUUUGGAGAGGUCAAUGUUCAAACUGAAAAGCGCUGGUAUUUCAAGUCUGAUACUAGCUCAUGCUUACAGUUUGAUUACGGGGGUUGUCUUGGAAACGAAAAUAGAUAUGACAGUCUGAAAGACUGUAUUGUGCAGAACAACUUAAAGACACCUCUCUUAGACGAUCAAGCUGACAGUGGCUUCGACUUUACACAACCGAUAAAGGGAGCGUUAACAAGUGAAUACCCAGGUUAUGGUACGUGCUCAGUUUUUGGAAACGGAUACUUCAAAACCUUUGAUGACGUAACGUAUGCCUUUCACGGCAAAUGCAAGUACAUCCUGUUACAAUUGGAGAAUAAUCCCGACGAUUUGAAAGUAAUCUUAGAGAACGAUUUCGAAUGCGACCCCACGCAAGUGUGCCAGAAGACUCUGCUUCUUUAUGUUCACGGCGUGAGCAUCGAACUUGGUCCUAAGAAACAUGGAGAGUUCGAUGUCAAAGUUGGAGGCUCUCCAGUGGAAAUUCCACACAGAGAUGUGACCAAAUCAGUAUACAUCAAAGCUCUAUUUCCACUUAAAGGUACGAAGGAACAUAUUGUAGUAACCACGAAAGACAAAGUCAUAAUCACAUGGGACGGAGAAAGAUCGGUGGACAUCCAUCUGCCAGACACAGCCAAAGAAACAUGGCACACGUCAGGGCUGUGUGGAAGUUUCAAUGACGACAACUCUGACGAUAUGAAAUCCCUUGCAAACGAGAUUAUGAAAAAGGUGUACGACUUCGCUAAUAGUUUCAUAUACUCCCCUGGUGAAUCCUUGUGUAAGUCAGAUGAAAUUACGUUAAAGGACACCUGCGAUGCAAACGAGUCUGUGAAGAGAUUGUGCUCAGUUCUGGACACGAAAGACUUUGAGGCCUGCCAUAGCGUGGUGGAUCCUACAAUCUUCAAAGAAAUGUGCCUAUUAGACGUGUGCGCUGCUAGCAAGACACCUAAGCUCAUGGAAGAGGCAAGAUGCGCGAUUUUGACACGCUACAGUCAAUUAUGUAGUUGGAAUAACACAGAGCUGACCUGGAGAUCAGAAAGCCUCUGUCCGAAAACCUGUCCAGAAACUAUGGAGUACAGUGAAUGCGCCAGUGGAUGUGCUAGAACCUGCAAAAAAAAUGCACCAAAAUGCACAACUAAAUGCCUACCAGGCUGCACUUGUCCCCCCGGGUUGUAUCACGACGGGUUGAAGUGCGUGGAGCAGUCUAGUUGUUCCUGUUACCACGAUGAGCGGCGCUAUGAACACGGAGAAGUUCGUCGCGAUAUCUGCGAAGCCUGCCAAUGCGAAGGGGGAACGUGGAAUUGUUAUUCCAUUCCUUGUAGAGGUGAAUGUACGAUUUUGGGAAGUACCAAUUUCAAGACGUUUGAUGGCAAAACAUACAGGGUUUUCCCUAAGGAUUGCGAGUUUCAUUUACUAAAACACAAGGACGGCGAAAUAUCUGAAUUCGAUAUUAGAGUCAAAAAUAAGGAUUGCGAGGAGACCAUAGCACGUCCGUUCUGCCAAGGUCAAGACAUCACUAUCCUUUUUGGUAAUAAUAAAACAGUUGUUACAAUUGAAAGGCACCUCAGUUCAGAUCCUAAAUUCUUGGUCACCCACGGCUCCUUGGAUGUAGACAUGUCCGUGGAAAAAGUUGGAGGACAGACUGUAGUGUUAUCCACUCGCUAUUUCCAAAUGACAGCAACCAGGCAAAAUCUCUUUCUAUCCGUGUCUCCUGAUCUAAAGAAGCAGACAUCUGGUCUCUGCGGCACAUUUAACGAAAACAGCAACGACGAUUUUUUGAAACCCGACUUGGCGGAGGCUGCCUCUUCGAACGACUUCUUGAAGAAAUGGUUGACCAUGGACGAUGAAAAUUCAAAAACAUGCACUGGAAAACAAUUAGGAGACGACCCUGCUCUCGCUGCUCCCACGCAGAUGGAUUUCUGCCAACGUAAUUCUGAGCUUAAGCCUGCGGCGAAAAUGCACGCCGAUCUGCUAAGGGCCGUGGAUAGUCCUUUUAAAGAGUGCCGGAGACAUGUGCAAGACGAGAUUUUUUACCAAAAUGCCAUAGAAGCGUACUGCAGGCACUCUGUUAGUCUCUGCGACGUCAUAGCUGGAUACGCCAAAGCUUGUGGCGAUAAAGGAAUUAAAGUGGUACGCUGGAGGCAACGAGCAGAGGUCAAAGGCCUAUGUGAUGAGCCGAGUUGUCCAUCCAGUGAUCAAGAGUUUAAAUACUGUUUAGAUGCGUCUUGCCCGCAGACGUGUGGGGAUGUAAAAAACAAGCAAGCUUGCCAGAAUCGUGGAUGCAUAGAAGGGUGUUUUUGCAAAAAGGAUGGCAUGGUUUUGCGCGGAAAUGAGUGUGUCGCAGAAGAUGAAUGUGCAGUUCAAUGUGAAGCAGAGGACCAUGAAUAUAGUUCAUUUGGACGUACUUGUUUGGAUUUGGAGUACGGCCUUCCUACAGAUAACACUCCAGGAUGCCACUGCAAAAACGGUCUUUACUGGAAUGAAUACAAGAAGGCGUGCGUUCCAAAGGACAAGUGUGGAUGCAUCCACGAAAAAGCAUAUUAUGAAAAAGGCGAAUCUUCACCGUUGUCUUGUUCAAUGAAAUGUUCUGGUGCACGAGAAUGGAUAACUGAUCCAAGCAUUGAUCCCCUGCCUGAAUACGAAUGCGCUGCGUUUGGUCAGGAGCAGUAUCGAACAUUUGACGGCAUGUGGGUCACAUUUAAGAGCGGUGAAAACUGCGAAUACACACUCAUGCGGAUAAAGAACACCAAAAAUACGGUCAGCGUGUCAAACGAGGCAUGCUUGGAAUCACUGGAGCUGCAAAUGUGCAAGAAAGUACUCAUCGAAACAAAAGAAGGAUCAAUCGAACUUUUCCAGAGGAAAAUUACAAUUGCUACCGCAGGAUCAUCUACACAAUAUGUGCCAGGGACCUACCCUGAACCAUGCACCAGAAGCGCAUUAGACAACGCGGAGAUUUUCAGCAAGGGGUUAUUUAUCAUCGUGCGUGUGUUCAGCCCCUACGAUCCUUUCAAGCCCUUGUUUGAGGUGAAAUACGACAAAGGUAACCGAGUUUUCAUUACCCCUAACAAAAAGUUCAAAAAUCAAAACAAACUUGAAGGAAUUUGCGGUAACUUCGAUGGAAAGAAUGGGAAUGAUAAAAUCCUGAGGAAUAAUGAAACCCUGGGAAAGAAUGAGCUCAUAACAACGAGCAACAAAGAUUUUGUUGAUGAUUGGAGGAAUAAUGAAGAUUGCGAUGGUAUUGCGGAAGAGACUAGUUUCAUGGAGGUGUGCGACCUCUACUCCGACCGAAAGAGUUGGGCCUAUAAAGGAUGUGCAAUGCUGUAUACGGACAAAAACUUUACCACUUGUCACGCGGUUGUUCCACCACUUGAUUAUUAUAAGGCCUGUCUUCACGAGACGUGUUUGUGCAGCAAAGGAGGUGACUGCGCAUGUUUCUGUGCGGCUAUUGCAACCUAUGUGAGAGCCUGUAAUCAACACGGGGUCUCCAUCACGUGGCGUCGGGAAGGAUUUUGUGAACUUCCUUGCUGCCGACCAUGUGCAAACAGUGGUGGAUAUGAAGCAAACAUUACCAUACCUUCCGCUUGCGAAAGUAAGGGCGAAUGUGCAGCAGGGAACGAGAGAUGUUGUCGUGGAACAAAAGUUGAGGGUUGUUCAUGUCCUGCUGGAAACUACUUCAAUGGAAAGAAAUGCGUAGCGCAGUCAGGUGCUUGCGAACAGCCUUGUUCGUCAGUCAGCAGUUCAUCUAUGUCAAGUUCAAGCGUUUCCACGUCAAGUUCAAUUUCUUCUUCGUCAUCAAUAUCAUCAAGUUCAAUUUCCACUUCGUCUUCAAUAUCAUCAAGUGUAUCCACUUCGAGUUCGAUCUCGACUUCGUCAUCAGCAUCCACGUCUUCAUCUUUAUCAACUUCUUCAAGUGUGUCGACAUCAUCGUCAGUAUCGACUUCAUCAAGUCUUUCAACGCUGACCUCAACAAGUAUAUCCACUUCAAGUUCCAUUUCCACAUCCUCGUCAGCGUCAACGUCUUCAAGCAGCACAAAAAGUUCUACAUACUCCACUUCAUCACUUUCAACAAGUGCGUCUACCUCAUCUUUAUCUACUUCCCUGUCAUCAGGAAGUACAAGCAUUUCCUCGUCAAGCCUUUCGUCAUCAAGUAUUUCCUCUUCAUCACCGUCGUCAUCAACUACUUCAACAUCGUCAUCAGCGUCUACAUCAUCAUCAGUGUCGACAUCAUCAAGCGCUUCAACAUCAUCAUCAGUGUCAACAUCGUCUUCGGUUUCCACACCAACUACCACGAGUGUAUCUACUUCAAGUUCGUCAAGUCUGUCAACUUCAUCAAGUGUUUCGACAUCAAGUUCAGCAUCGACAUCGUCAAGUGUCUCAACCUCAUCAAGCGCGUCAACGUCAAGUUCAGUGUUGACAUCUUCCCCGGCUUCCACGUCAUCGAGUGCUCCCACACAAACAACGACGAGGUAUAAGUAA